Messenger RNA from Ilex paraguariensis (yerba mate), 1020 nucleotides. Lineage: Eukaryota; Viridiplantae; Streptophyta; Magnoliopsida; Aquifoliales; Aquifoliaceae. The record is from the annotation of a GenBank genome assembly.
AGAUCAUCAAGGGAUUCAUUGGGUCAGGAACGAAAGCCAGUCAAUGUCAAGAACGAACCCGCACAAGUCAGCCCCCUUAUUCCUCCUCCACCAUCAUCAAGAAAGACAAGUACUACAAAUACUGGGAUGGUUGAUUACCUUAGUGGUGAUGUCUACAAUUCUGAGAGAUCUUCUAGAGUAUCAGGAUCCACAACUAUUGCAGUCCCAACUCAUUCAAACAACACAAAGUCCAUCCCACCAUUGAAUUCAACUCUCUCUGCACCAUCCCCUCCUGACGAUUACAUAAACCCGACUGCGCCCAUGUUCAUGGGAAAAUCCAAUUACAGUGAACCAGCUCCGAUGUCCAAAUCUGCUGAUCAGUUGCCUCCAGCUCCGUGGGAUGUUCCCUCCCCUGGCACACUUCCACCCCCACCAUCCAGGUAUAACCAGAGACAACAGUUCUUCGAGCAACAGUAUGUUGGCGCCUCUCAUUCAAGUAGCGGAUCAGGUUCCUCUUAUGACAGCUUAGUUGGGCAGACCCAGAGUCUAUCCCUUAAGUCAACCCCAACCAAACAAGAAACAACUGAAGAUGCACUCUUCAAAGAUCUGGUUGAUUUUGCAAAAGCUAAGUCUUCAUCAUCUUCGAAACCAAACAGAUCAUUUUGAGUUCCUACGGUUUGUAAGCAUUAUUAUUGGUGGAAUAGUUUGAUAUUUGUUAGUUCAUCAGCAUUUACGUCUUAAGACUCUUGAAUAAAUGUGGGUGGGAACUUGGGUCAUGGUUGCCAGUGCUCUUUAGCUGGCUUUUAAUGAUAUGGAGACUUGGGCUGUCUGUUCACCAGUGGCUAAUAGUGUAGCUGAGAGUAGACAAACACCUUCGUAGAUACGAGUUUGUGAAUAUAUAUUGUUUGUUUGUUGAUUGUCAAGUGGCUUGUGGUUCUUUGUAACUCCGUUUGCUUGUUUUCUCUUCCAUUUUUUCACUAUUUAUUGUUGGCGACUUGAGUUCCCAGUUGUCUUUUUCCCUGGACUUAAAUUGAUGAGUAG